AUGUCCAAGCCAACACGUACCGCCGUCAGCACUAAGGGAGCACCAGUCCCGCCUCCAAUCCUAUCCCAGGGUCUGGUCGUCGGCAACGUUGUCUACUGCUCUGGCCAGUUGGGAGUAGACCCGACCACGGGUGAAAUGGUGAAGGGAACUAUUCAGGACCGAACACGACAAAUCCUACGCAACCUCAAUGCCGUCCUAGAGGCUGGAGGGUCGAGUCUGCACGAUGCAAUCAAGGUCAACAUCUUCCUCACCGAUAUGGCUGAUUUCUCGGCUGUGAAUGAAGUCUACGAUACUUUCUUCUCGGAUCCUAAACCGGUGCGUACUUGCAUUGCCGUCAAAUCCCUCCCUAAGGGAUCGGAUGUCGAAAUCGAGUGUUCUGGCCUGGUUACGAAGCCUAGUAAUGGCCGCAGUUCUAGACUUUGA
This is a messenger RNA of Penicillium griseofulvum, 423 nucleotides long. RefSeq lists its product as uncharacterized. Gene Ontology annotation, cellular component: cytosol; mitochondrion. The record is from RefSeq and is a predicted model, not a curated record. Bases 1 to 423 code for a protein of 140 amino acids. The transcript has 3 exons. NCBI's taxonomy places the organism in Eukaryota, Fungi, Ascomycota, Eurotiomycetes, Eurotiales, Aspergillaceae. Gene Ontology annotation, molecular function: deaminase activity.